UGAGAAUAAUUUUCUCAGUUUUUACUCAUUAAAAAAUGUACUGGAUUUAAAUAGAUCUGAACAUUCAUGAAGUCUAUUUUUGCACCAUAUCACCCGAAAUUGCCUGCAAGGUUUGUACAAAAAAAUGUACCUAGAAUCUAUGACCCAGUUGAGAUGUGAUGUGAUGUGACCUGACUUCGAGACACGCCCAUCUUGGCGUGUGUGGGUGUGGCUGAAUAUCGAAGAAUGACGGGGAACAUGGCGGAUGGACAGUGAGAGUGAACUAGUGAGGGAACACGAAACCAGGUAGUGGUCACACGAAUGUUUGAGAAAGGAACUAAGUAGAAGACGUGGAAGAAAGAUCCCCCAGCGUUCCCUGAUCCAUGUCCAUCAGCACACAAAGUAUGUGUCAGCGUCAACAUUGAUCAAUAUGUUUAAGGCAGUUCAGGUUUUGCUUGUGUACAAAGAUAAUUUUCCUCUACACACAAUUUGGCUUCCACAUUUGCAGCAUAUAUAUGACUUUUGGUGACAAAAAAAGAGGCUCAGGUUGUGUGCCUGUAGAAAUUGUCUCCUCUUUGGGAUAUAGUUCCAGGGAUAUAAUGUGAAAUGUUUUUACAAAGAAGUGAGAUUUUUUUUAACUCUCCAUAAUAAUCAGUUUUUAUGAAUAUUACAGUCAGAGGAACAAACCAAAGAGGAAUUUGGAAAUACAAAACGUUAAUUUCCGUUGUGGUGGCAGGUUAUGGUCGAACUCAAAGACCUUAAUCAUCUCGAGAUUAACAGAGUUGAUCAGAAGAAUUAAAUUUACAGGCUUAAGGAACAUUGAACUUAAAUGCAAAAUUUGCAUCAAAUCUAAAUUACUGCUUGAGGUUGGCAGGGAAUAUUUGGUCUUACAUAUUAAGCUAUGAAGGCUUCACAUCCGUCAGGGUAUUAUAAGAGAUUUAGUUGAUUUACGCGUAGGAAAUGUGUGGGAUGGUCACGCUGAAAGCCAUCAAAAACCUGUAUGUAUGCAUACAGACACGCCAUCUAUAAGAUAAAUCAAGCAAAACCAAACAGGGAUGUUUAAUUGUAUGGCCUUAUUGAAGUUUAGAAUUCAUACUAUGCUGAAUGUUUUAUUAAAACUCUAUGAUUAAAUACCAUAUUUGCAUGUAAUUGGCUAUAUCCUAGAGGAUUUUGAAUGUAUUAACUGGAAAAGGAAAGAUCAUUUGUAUUUGGAACUUCAACUGGUAAUUAGGUCAAGUCUAUGCAGAUGUCAUUAAGUGUUUAUUUUUCUUGAUUUUUGAAUUUAAAAAAGAAUAUGUGCAGUAUGAUUCACCUGAAGUUUGAUAGGUGUCUUAAGUAUGUAGAAUAUAAUCUUGCAAUCCUUUGAGAAACAAGAUUGUAUAUGGAAAAUUUACAUGCAGAGAAUUUAGCUUGCCUGGAAACAAAUUUCUUCAUUUUUGAGAUAAGGAGUUCAGCAUUGCAGCUUGCUGUAUGAUUGGCUGAGCUGGAGUUCAGCAUAGCAGCCUGCUGUGCAAUUGGCUGAGCUGGAGUUCAGCAUCGCAGCUUGCUGUGUGAUUGGCUGAGCUGGAUUUCUGCUCUGCACCUGCUGUGUGAUUGGCUGAGCUGGAGUUCUGCACUGCACCUGCUGUGUGAUUGGCUGAGCUGGAGUUCUGCACUGCACCUGUUGUGUGAUUGGCUGAGCUGGAGUUCAGUGUUGCAGCUGCUGUUUAAUUGGCUGAACUAGAGUAAUGCAUUGUAGUCUACUUUGUUAUUGGCUGAACUGGAUUUUCAGCAUUGCUACCUGUUGUAUGAUUGGCUGAGCUAGAGUUCAGCACUGCAGCCUGUUGUUUGAUUGGUUGGAUUGAGUUCUUACAGGUUACUGUUUGCUAAACUGGAUUUUAGUAUUGCACUUGCUGUGUGAUUGUCUGAACUAGAGCUAGACAUUGCAGCCUGCUAUGUGAUUGGUUGAGCUGGAGUUCAGCGUUGUAGUCUGUUGUGUGAUUGGCUGAGCUAGAUUUCAGCAUUGUAGCCUGCUCUGUGAUUGGUUGAGCUAGAUGUCAGCAUUGCAGCCUGCUGUGUUUUCAUAAUGUGUACUGUUAUAUUGUAAAUGUAUUACAUUUGCGUGUGUAUUCUAUUUAGUGUCUUUCAUGGAAAACAGCUUCUGCUAAAUCAAGUACAUCAUUUUUGAAUGUCUCGUGCAUUUCUAUUUUUAUGUAGCAUAUUUAGAUAGUGCCAAAUGAAAUGUACACUAACUUAUUGAAAAAUUUAUUUCUUCCAAAUCUUGUACACGCUAAAUAUAAUACAUUUACAGCAUAUUGUGAAUAUCACCCAAAAUUAUUGUACAUUAGGAAAAUUAAUAUUCUAAUGAUUAAAUCAAUAUUGAAAAUUUUAAACUCUUGACAUGGUAUAUGUCAUUUUUUCUCUCUUGUUUUAUAAUUAGAUAUUUUGUAGAACAUCAUCUUGCUAAAAAUAAAUACUUUGUUGGUUUCUUUUUAAAUAAUGGCAUUGUGACAUACUAUCCUAAAAAUAGAAAGAAAAAACCAUUGAAGUAGCAUGGUGGUGGAACACCAUAAAUGAGACUAUGAAAGAAAAAAAUCAUGACGCAUUCAUUUUUUAGCUCACUUUUCACAUUUUCAUCUUCUUCUCAAGAACCACUGGGCCAAUUAUAACCAAACUUGGCCAAAACCAUCCUUGGGUAAAGGGCUUUCAAGUUUGUUCAAAUGAAAGGCCAUGCCUUUGAGAUAAUCACAAAAAUUCAAAAAUAGGGUGGGGUCAUUUAAAAAUCUUCUCAAGAACCACUGGGCCAGAGGAGCUGAAAUUUUCAUGAAAGCUUCCUGAGAUAGUGCAGAUUCAAGUGUGUUCAAAUCAUGGGCCCCGGGGGUAGGUUGGGGCCACAAUAGGGGAUCAAAGUUUUACAUAGAAAUAUAUUGGUGAAAAUCUUUAAAAAUCUUCUUCUCAAGAACCACUGGGCCAGAAGAACUGAAAUUUAUAGGAAAGCUUACUGACAUAGUGCAGAUUCAAGUUUGUUCAAAUUAUGGCCCCCAGGGGUAGAUUGGGGCCACAGUAGGGGAUCAAAGUUUUACAUAGAAAUUUAUAGGAAAAAUCAUUAGAAAUCUUCUUCUCAAGAUCCAAUGAGCCAGAAGAGCCGAGAUUUACAUGAAAACUUCCAGACAUAGUGCAGAUUCAAGUUUGUUCAAAUCAUGGCUCCCGGGGGUAGAUUGGGGCCACAAUAGGGGAUCAAAGUUUUACAUGGGAAAUUGGGAAUAAUAGAAAAAACCUUUAAAAAUCAUUCUCUCAAGAACCAAUGGGCCAGAGGAGCUGAGAUUUACAUGAAAGCUUCCUGACAUAGUGCAGAUUCAAGUUUGUAAAAAUCAUGGCCUCCAGGGGUAGGUUGGGGCCACAAUACGGACUAAGGCUUUACAUGCAAAUAUAUAUGGAAAGUCUUCAGAUAUGGGUCAAGGUAACUCAGGUGAGCAAUGUGGCCCUUGGGCCUCUUGUUUCUCGUCUUGUGAUUCAGUGUUUGGUGAGGAAAAUUAACACACAUAUAAAUGAGAAAGCGAUCGACAAGGUCUGACCAGUAGUUAUAAUUUAAAGAAGCCCUGAUAACUGGAAAGCAUGGUCUGUUUGCUCGGAAGUUGGCACUGGGAGGAUUCCGGAAUUCAGCUAUGUGGAUCAUUAGAUAAGAUGGACAAACAGUCUAGGUGUGGCUGUUAGGUAGCAUAUCGAACACACCGCUAAUCUCUGGAACAUCUCAACACGUACCUGGCUUCAUUAAGUAACAUUGCAUCCCAACCUUCAAUCAAUAUGAGGACAUAUAUUGGGUUCCAGCUUUUUAUUAAUUUUCUUCUAAUUAAUUAAGGUAUUAAGAUUUUUUUUAAUCAAAUAAAGGACAUGAUUUGGUGUCUAGUGCUGCAAACAGGUAUUAAGAUAUUUUUUAAUCAGAAGGUCAUGAAUUGUGGUGUAGUUCUGCUACCAGCGUUAGCAAUCCUUGUCUUUAGCUUAGUUAAUUCAGCCUCUUUUUGACUUGUUUUAUUAUUUUGUAUGAUGACUUUGCACUUAUUUUGAUUUGAGGAUACUGACCUAGAGUGAGGACGGAUCUGGCAUUUUAUUUUCUUGACUCUACUGUCUAAGAAGUCAUUUUGGGGACCACUUAUGGUUUUUUGUUUUUUGUUUUGAUAAGGAGAAUUACAACAGGAAAAGGACUGUUAGGAGAUAGUGAUAUAAGGGACAAGAAAUGCUGUCAAAUCCAAUCAUAAAACACAGUAUAGAGGAGUUGAUAGAGGCCAGUGCCUGGUGGAGAUAACACAGGAUUUGGGGGAUUUUCAUUUGCUUCCUGGUUCAAUAUGCCUGAUCAAUACAUCAAUCAGUUUGAUAUGUUUAAGAAAUGCUCCUUGUUGGCCUAGAAGUAUUAUAUAUACCCUGAGUGAAAUCCUGAUUCAACAGCUAUCUCUGAUGUUACAUAUUUUUUUUCUGUAGAUGUAAAGAUAAUUGAAAUAUAUUGAAAUAUUGCUAUUCUUUAGGAAAUAUUUAACCCCUUCUAUGCAGAGUCUUUUAUUACAAUUGGCCCAUCUAAUUAAUUAACUGAUGAGUCAUUUGGCCUUGCCAUAAAUAAGAUUUUAAAGGUGCAUGUGUUUCUGUGCAGGAAAUACUGUAGAUGUCUAGAUGUGUAGAGAAAGGGCCUUCUGAUGGACAAACAUUUGGUUAAUCAUAUGCAGUGGAAAUGAGUAAGGCCUGAAAAAUUUUUCUUAAAAAAAAACAAAAAACCAAGGAGCAGUGUAAAAAUCCUCUGAUUAACAAAUAUUGAAGUUAAUGUGUACUUUUGCAUAUUUUCACAGAAAAGUAUUUAAUUUGCUGUGAAAUUCAUGAGGUACAGACAGCAUAAAAAUAUGUCCCAGUUACUGUCAGAUUUUGGAGACAAGUUGUAGUUUUGUGUGUUUGGUGGUCAGUAUUGCACACGGUCAGAUUUUGGAGACAAGUUGUAGUUUUGUGUGUCUGGUGGUCAGUAUUGCACACUGUCAGAUUUUGGAGACAAGUUUUAGUUUUGUGUGUCUGGUGGUCAGUAUUGCACACUGUCAGAUUUUGGAGACAAGUUGUAGUUUUGUGUGUUUGGUGGUCAGUAUUGCACACUGUCAGAUUUUGGAGACAAGUUGUAGUUUUGUGUGUCUGGUUGUCAGUAUUGCACACCUGUAAACUCGUCAGCAGUACCUGGACCUCCGUCUCUCAGAUGUUCGUCAGAGAUUCCCCCAUCACCUAGAGAAACCACUAUGAUGAGGAUAAAUCCCGAGCUCCGGCACAAACACAGUCAUUGUCAUGUUUACCAGAGAAAGUGAAAAUAACCCGCGUUAUCUCAGCUGAUGGAUAACAGAUUAAGAGCCGGCAGAUGUCGGCCAUGACAGAUGAUGGUGCUCCAAUGGUACAGCAGUUCAAGCACACAGAAGACUCGGAUGUCAGUUCCUCUAAGUCGCCAUACGGAUCUUCAGAAGGUUCCCCUCGAUUAGACGACGAAGAUUCUAAUGACGAACCUCCAUUUAAAUGUGUCAAAACAGAGCCCAGCAGUGUUCUAUACCGAGACUCACCCAUGCCAAUAAGUACACACAUACAGUGUGGUUUACAGUUCAAACUCGAAAAUCCUAGUCCAGAACGUCAGUCCCUGUCAGACUUGAGCCCAAAUUCCUUGGACUCGUCCGUUUCCUCUAACGGGAGUGUAAUACCUCAGAUCCCCUCGCCCAUCAAUUCUCCUGUCAUCGGUGAGGAGGGCGUCAGUGCUUUUACAAAAACUGUCCCCAAAACGUCAGACCAGAAACUGGCCUUGAUCAAACUAAGUCAGAUUAAGAGUGCGUUCAAUUAUAGAUCUCCAAAUAAACCUACGUCUAUCGGACAAAUGUUUGCUCUGAAAAAACGAAUAAAACAGGCCCAGCUGAAUGGGGAUGUUAAUCUGACGGCCAACUCCCCCUCCCCACUGACUGAUGGAGAGAUGGUGAACAGACUGUUGUCCAAGGAUGAGUCGAAGAAUGGAGGCAAGCCGGUGCAGACAGAGCCAGUGGAUUUGUCAGUCAGUAAGAAGUCCCCAGAUCACUCCGGCAGUCACCCUAUAGACAUAAGCUGUGUGAAGAAAGAGGAAGACAUGAUGAUGUCAGGAGACACUGUGAAGAUUGGGUCGGCUGCGCUCUUGUCACUGCAGCGUAUCAAAGAGGCCUCAAAUAAGUUUAAAAUGAUGGGUUCCCCAAGUUCACCUCGACCGGAAAGUCAACCGUUUCCCAUGGCAGCCGCUUGUGAUGCAUUUAUAGACAGAGAAAAAAAGAGACGGGUUCACCGGUGUGACUUUGAUGGCUGCAACAAAGUUUACACAAAGAGCUCACACCUGAAAGCUCACAGACGAACACAUACAGGUGAGAAACCGUAUGUAUGUACAUGGGAAGGCUGCACAUGGCGAUUUGCGAGAUCAGACGAAUUGACACGUCAUUUCCGUAAACACACUGGAGACAAACCAUUCAAAUGUAAUGUAUGUGAGCGGGCUUUCUCCAGGUCGGAUCAUUUAUCACUGCACAUGAAGAGACAUUGAUUUGUCAUGAUUCUUUUAAGCUUACCGUUUGACUUCUGUAAGAAGUUACCACAGUCCAGUUAAAAAAAAUGGACCAAUGAAAUGCCAUCCUUUCAGUUACUGCUAAUUGCCUUCCUGUUGGUGAUUAGUUGCCAUGGCAGUGGUUCCUACCAGAGACACCUUUUCUGGGUACCUGUUACCUAGAUUUCUGUGCAGCAAUAUGUUAAUGUAUUGUCACAAAUACUUAUACACUUCACUGGGUGCAUAUACUGACUUAGGUUGACAAGUUUAGCCAUGGAUACAAAAUGGAUGCCUCCGAAUAUACAGGGUACAACAGCCACACAACAGGCAUCCAUACCAGGGACAUAUACCAGAGCAAUAAGGAAUGACAAUGUGUUCUGGUAUUUAGUGUACAGACUUGGCUUGGCAUGAAUACCUCUGCUGGCAAGAGGCUAUGCAUGCAGAGAAACUUAGAUUAUUUCGCUACCAAGGUGGUGCAGACUUCAGCUGUACAUAUUUGAAUGUCAUGAGCUGUUUUUAUCACUUGAAUGAAUUUUAUGUCAUUUUAUAGUAGCUUUUUGUGAGAGAAAAUGUUAUAAGCAUGCACUACAGUACAUUACUCUGUGUGAUGUUUUUGUUUGUGGAGAAAAAGGUCACUGAUAGUCGUAAUCAGUGUUCAGAUACCGGUAGUUUAAUACUAUCUGUUAGAAGAUGUAUUGUCAAUGAAAUGUUUGCUUGGCUGUUGAAUGAAUUGUUUUUAUCUCGGCCUGUCAAAAAACUUUAUCAAAUGUCAGCAAAAGUGAUCGUCCACUCAAAUGUUGCAUUGGUUUAAAUGCAGCAGGAAAUGAUUUACUGAGCACGACGGGAGAAGCAAUAAUUGUUUUCAAAGAUUCGGGGGAAAAAUGUAUCAAGAUUGUUAUUUGUUACGAUAUAUAACAGUGCAAAAUUCAAGCAAUAAUGAUGGUUUAGUAUAUGAUACUAGUACAUGAUUUUUUGUUUCCAUUCUACAGAGAAUCAUUGUUAGAUUGCUAAAGCUACUUGUAAAAAGAAUUCACUGCUGAGAAUAUAUACAUUUGUUUGUUUCCUUUUCUCUCAGGUAGAAAAGAAUAGUUUUCCUCAGAGCAAUAAAUUUUGUUACAUUGUUGCCAAAUAUGUAUUUAUUUGUUUUUGCUUUUGUUUUAAGAAAUCUGCUGACACAAAUAGUAUUUUUUGAAUUGUCCGUGUCUUUGACGGUGCUAGUUAUGUAGAACCAUCAUUUGUUGUUGUUAAUGGAUGUAGAAAAUAAGUCUAAGCAGAAAAUUCGUCAUGUAAUGAAUGUUUGAUACAUCAAUGUGAAUCUGCAUCUGUUGAUGUGUAUAUCAUCUUUUCGUGUAGAGAAGUGUCGUUUUCUCCAGGUGAAAAGGACAAAGAAAUUAUUGUUAGCUUACAUCAGUGUAUAGUAGAAUAGGGUGGGGUGGGUUUAGGUUGUAAUGACAAUAUGUAAAUUUCAUAAAAAUUUGGGUAGACUUCAGUAUAAAUGAAUUUUAGGCUGUAUAGCAAUAAUCCAAUGCUUUUUUGUACAGGAUUGAAGCAUUGGUGCACUGAAUUAAAUAAGUUAUUUAAUUUGAAAGUGUAAAUUUUUAGCAUUUGUGUACAAAGAAAAAGCUUUUAUCAUUUUACAUGUUUUAAAUAUUUUACUGAGUAAGUGAUCAGGUGGGACCAAGUUCAAAUGUUACUUCCUGAAUGAAUUUUUAAAAGAGGAUCAUGUGUUCAUAUAUUGAUAGAGAUUGCUAUAUUUUUCAGAACAUUUGCUUCAUAUGUAAGAUAUAUUUCAUGAGCUUCAGUGUUGUCAAUAUGUACUCCAUGUUGUAAUUCUGUCAAAAUCUAUAAAAUUAUUGCAGUUGUAAAUUAAUUAAUUUAUUAAAAUGCGAUCAAAUCUA
Ostrea edulis (European flat oyster) is the source of this 8418-nucleotide messenger RNA. RefSeq names its product Krueppel-like factor 8. The record is from RefSeq and is a predicted model, not a curated record. The transcript has 8 exons. Lineage: Eukaryota; Metazoa; Mollusca; Bivalvia; Ostreida; Ostreidae. Gene Ontology annotation, biological process: regulation of transcription by RNA polymerase II. The coding region runs from base 5339 to 6520 and encodes 393 amino acids. Gene Ontology annotation, molecular function: DNA-binding transcription factor activity, RNA polymerase II-specific; RNA polymerase II cis-regulatory region sequence-specific DNA binding.